AGACUUACAUGGAAAGAGAGAACUAAUAUUGUAUAUUAUGUAAAUCGUUCACUUAGUAGUAUCCAUAAAGGAAAUGCAAUUCAUAAAGAUUUACAUUCAGGAAAUAUAUUAUAUCAUCAAUAUAGUAAUAUUUGGUAUAUUAGUGAUCUUGGAUUUUGUGGGCCUGCUGAUAAACCAUUAAAAAGUAUAUAUGGAAAUCUUCCUUAUAUUGCGCCAGAAGUUAUUGUCGGAAAAGGAUAUAUUUCUGCAUCUGAUAUAUAUAGUAUUGCAAUGAUAAUGUGGGAAAUUUCAUCUGGACAGCCACCUUUUGCUAAUUAUGAAGAUGACUAUGAUCUUGCAAUGGAUAUUGUUAAUGGUAUGAGACCAAAGUUUGUAUCAGGAACUCCUUUAAAAUACAAAGAAUUAAUGGAACAAUGUUGGGAUGCUGAUCCAACAAAAAGACCU
This is a messenger RNA of Rhizophagus irregularis DAOM 181602=DAOM 197198, 444 nucleotides long. The record is from RefSeq and is a predicted model, not a curated record. NCBI's taxonomy places the organism in Eukaryota, Fungi, Glomeromycota, Glomeromycetes, Glomerales, Glomeraceae.